AUGCUCGCCAACACGCUCCGCCAGCGCACGCUGGCCGCAGCUCGCCGCACACCGCUCGUCCCCACCUCUGCAUCCCUGGCACCCUCGUCGGUCCCCAUCGCCUCCACCUCGGCCGCCGCUUUCGGCACCACGGUUUCGGGUGCCGCAGCCUCGUCCCCGAAGCCCACCCCUCCGCCUCGCUCGCCGCACCACGACGAGAAGUUCCUCAGCUGGAAUCAAUACCUCCAGCUGCGCCGCUCCCGCCGCCUCGCUGGCCUCGUCACCACCGUCCCCACCACCGCCCUCGCCGCCACCGCGGCCGGCUCCUACUUCCUCACCCUCGAGGUAGACCCCACCAACGCCAUCGCCGGCAUCGACCCCACCUUCAUCUACGCCGGACUCACCCUCGCCUUCACCGGCCUCGGCUGGCUCACGGGCCCCACCAUCGGAUCCUCGAUCUGGACCCUCCUACACCGCAAGCAGGCAAAGCAGAUCGCCCAAAAGGACCACGACUUCUUCGAACACAUCAAACGAAGGCGGGUCGAUCCGUCAAGGCAGAGCAUGCAAAACCCCGUGCCCGAUUUCUACGGCGAGAAGAUUGGUAGCGUCAAGCAGUAUCGUCAGUGGUUGCGAGACCAGGCGGCCUACAGGAGAAAGGCGGCGCACGGCCUCGAUGCAGAUGUAUAA
Pseudozyma flocculosa PF-1 is the source of this 666-nucleotide messenger RNA. RefSeq lists its product as uncharacterized. The coding region runs from base 1 to 666 and encodes 221 amino acids. The transcript has 2 exons. Gene Ontology annotation, biological process: protein import into mitochondrial matrix. Gene Ontology annotation, cellular component: PAM complex, Tim23 associated import motor. The record is from RefSeq and is a predicted model, not a curated record. NCBI's taxonomy places the organism in Eukaryota, Fungi, Basidiomycota, Ustilaginomycetes, Ustilaginales, Ustilaginaceae.